Eimeria mitis is the source of this 1788-nucleotide messenger RNA. RefSeq lists its product as uncharacterized. NCBI's taxonomy places the organism in Eukaryota, Apicomplexa, Conoidasida, Eucoccidiorida, Eimeriidae. The transcript is spliced from 5 exons. The coding region runs from base 1 to 1788 and encodes 595 amino acids. The record is from RefSeq and is a predicted model, not a curated record.
AUGCAAGAAACUCAUGCAGAUACAUUGUUGCUGCUGCAGCAACAACAGCAACAAGAAGAACAAGAACAUGAACAACAGCUGCUGCAACAGCAACAACAGUUGCUGCUGCUGCAGCAGCAGCAGCAACAGCAACAGAGAAAGACAAAACAAAAAGAAGCAGCUCACAUUAAUAACUCGACAACUGCAGCGGGAGACCACCAGCAGCAGCAGCAGCAGCAGCAGCAGGGAGAGCAGCCUUCGGCCGACUUGUCUUUUUCGGGAGACCACCAGCAGCAGCAGCAGCAGCAGCAGCAGGGAGAGCAGCCUUCGGCUGACUUGUCUUUUUGUGGGGAGUAUGCAGCAGCAGCAGAUCCAGCAGCAGCAGCAGCAGCUGCUGCUGCUGCAGCAGCAACAGUAGAGGAAGAGGGAAGAGCCAAGGCGAGGAAGCGGCGGCGUGCUGCAUCUACUACUACUGCUGCUGCUGCUGCCGCUGCUGCUGCUGCUGCUGCUGCUGCUGGGGGGCAGGACAACAACUUAGACCCGCUAGAGUGUGCAGCUAACGCAGAUGCAGCAGCAGCAGCAGCAGCAGCAACAGCAGCAGCAGCAAUAUCCUUUCAGUGCUCUUCUGCAGCUGCAGGCCUUGGAGCGCCCGGCGGUCUAGCUGCAGCAGAAGCGCAGCAGCAGCAGCAGCAGCAGCAGCAGCAGCAGCAGCAGCAAGAGUCUGGCGCUCUUACACUCGGUGGUGAUCCUUGCAGCAGCUCAGUGCAUGUGCAGCAGCAGCUAUCAGCAUUAUUAUUACCUGAGCAGCUGCAGCAGCUGCAGCAGCUGCAUGUACAGCAGCAGCAGCAGCAGCAGCAGCAGCAGGAUGAAGAAGACCACCACCAGCAGCACCACCAGCAGCACCACCACCAGCACCAGCAGCACCAGCAUCAGCAGCAGCAGCAGCACGGAGAGCAACAGCAGCAGCAGCAGCAGCAGCAGCAGCAGCAGCAGGAGCAGGAGGAAGAGGAUAAGGAGCAGAAGGGGUAUUGCUGCUCUGAGCACUUAGACAUGCUGCAGCAAAUGGAGGAAAUACAAAGACAGCUGCCUGAGGUGUCUUUGUGCAGACAAAGCAUGUAUAGGCGGCUGCUGCUGAUGCAGGAGGGGCCCCCAACAGCAGAACAAAUGCAGGAACUGCAUGCAACCAAAGCGGACCUAGAGGAGCUCUCGCAGCAGCAGCUCAGGAUGGAGCAGCAGCUGCAGCUGCUUAAUCAGCAGCAGCACUAUCACGCGCUGCAGCAUAGAGCAGAACUGCUGCAGCAGCAGCAACAGCAGCAGCAACAGCAGCAGCAGCAGCAGCAGCAGCAGCAGCAAAUGGCGUCGCAGCAAGAAGCAGAAUUGCUGCAGCAGCAGCAGCAGCAGCAGCAGCAGCAACAGCAGCAGCAGCAAAUGGCGUCGCAGCAAGAGUUAAUGCAGCAGCAAGGUAUUCUACAGGAUCAGGAUCUGCUGCAGCAGAGGGUGCUGCAGCAGCGGCUGCUGCAACAGAGAGUGCUGCAGCAGCAAAUCAUGCAGCAGCAGCAGCAGUUCAUGCAGCAGCAGCAACUGAUACAGCAGCAGCAACAGAUGCAGCAGCAGCCCUUGCAGCAACACCAACGUCUUGCUGCUGCUGCUGCUGCUGCAGCAGCAGACCAAUUUUCACAGCUAGGGCCCGUUGCUGCAGUGACACCGCACAGCCCCGAUGCUGAGCUGCUUAAUCAGCAGCAGCACUAUCACGCGCUGCAGCAUAGAGCAGAAUUGCUGCAGCAGCAGCAGACCAAUUUUCACAGCUAG